AUGUUUAGACAAUCUUUUCGUCAAGUUGCCAAGCAAUCUAUAUCUGCUGUUAGAAGAACCUAUGCUACCGAAGCUGCACCAUCAUCAGAUGCCUUGAAAUUGUCAUUGGCUUUACCAUUUCAAACUUUAUACGCUGAUUCAGAGGUUGAACAAGUAAACUUGCCAUCAGUCAAUGGUGAUUUGGGUAUAUUGGCCAACCACAUUCCAAUUGUUGAGCAAUUGAGACCAGGUUUGUUGGAAAUUAUCUCCAAAGGUGGUGAAACUGAACAAUACUUUGUCAGUGGAGGUAUUGCCAUGGUACAACCAGGAAACAAGUUGACCAUAAGUGCAAUCGAAGCAUUUAAACCAGAUCAAAUUGAUGCUUCUGCUGUUAAGAACUUGAUUGCAGAUGCGCAAAAAAGAGCUGAAUCUGGUGACGAAACUGUUGCUGCUGAAGCUAACAUUGAGUUAGAGGUUUUAGAAGCCUUGCAACAUGUUGCUAAUUAG
Molecule: messenger RNA, 486 nt
Organism: Lodderomyces orthopsilosis Co 90-125
Lineage: Eukaryota; Fungi; Ascomycota; Pichiomycetes; Serinales; Debaryomycetaceae
Gene: ATP16
Product: F1F0 ATP synthase subunit delta
Exons: 1
Coding region: 1-486 (161 amino acids)
Biological process (GO): proton motive force-driven ATP synthesis
Molecular function (GO): proton-transporting ATP synthase activity, rotational mechanism
Source: RefSeq, a predicted model, not a curated record